UAUACUUUUAAUCGGCUCUGUUUUAGAUAUGUUCGAGCGAAAGAACUUGAAACCGAACUUCUCAACUUCUUAAGCAACAACAAGUUCGAAGAUGCGUACGAAUGUGCAUAUAAUGCGCGUGAAAUGCUAUCGUCAAUCCCAGAAGAAAGGUCAGUGUCUGCUGGUCUACCGGUGUACCUUCGUCGAUUCACUGCGAUUUCAGUGCUGAUGAGAUGUGUAGCACACGGAGCAGGCGUUCUAGAACGACAAAAGAAAUAUGCCAUUGCGAUCAGCUGGCAGAGAUAUCUACUUAAAACUCCGGAACUGAAGCCAUUCUGCAUGAACAGCCGUGGAGCGCUAUGGGAUCGACUGUCUCUCAACCUUGACGCGCACAUGAAAGAGCGCGAUGAGGCUUUACAGGAAAUCCGAGAAGGUUUGGAAGACGAUGCAGUAGCGGAUAAGGAUAAACUCAUGCUUCAGGAUCGAGCUUUACGGAUAUCAAACCGUGACUUUCUUGAGAGAAUUGUACUGGCAGAGCCUGUUAAGAAAGAGAUCUAUGGAACCACAUUGUCGAAAGACCUGGGAGAUUCGAGAAUUAAUAGAUUCGUUGUGAAAGACGUCGAUAAUCAUGUGGUUGAAUGUUCUGUGGAAGAGGUGGUACGCAUGCAUUACCUGGAUAAAGAAGGUUUCAAUAAUGGAGUUCAUGCUGAAGGUUCGAUCUGGCACACGGUUCUUGGAUUAUUAUUCUAUGACAUAAUUUUCGAUCCUAAUAUGAAAAAUGUAUGGCUUAGCGAAGUACAGACGAACCCGGUCGAUUUGGCAUCUCGAAAUCUUUAUGAGGACCGUCGGGAGCGUUUCGAUGAACGGUUUUCAUGGCUGGAGAAGGCUACGGACGAAGAAAUCGCAGAUGCCGUAAAAAUCACUUGGGUGGCACAGCAUCUGUUGGAAACAUCCGAAAUCAACUGGAGCCUUUUCGAAGAAGUUGGCGAAUUUCUGAAUUUCCUCUUCUGCUGUCCACGGCCGGGCCUAAUUGCAGUCUUGCGGCGGGUUGUGACAGACUAUCGGAACUGUCGUAGUGGAUUUCCAGAUCUUACUGUCUGGAAUACCGUAGCGAAGACGAUUGCUGUGGUCGAGGUGAAAGGGCCCGGAGAUCGGCUUUCAACAAAGCAACGCCUCUGGCUGGACUUCUUCAUGCGGCACGAAAUUAGGGCGGAAGUUUGUCAUGUUAUCGGUGAGGGUACCUCGAAAUUAUUGUGA
Molecule: messenger RNA, 1236 nt
Organism: Haemonchus placei
Lineage: Eukaryota; Metazoa; Nematoda; Chromadorea; Rhabditida; Trichostrongylidae
Source: the annotation of a GenBank genome assembly